GCAUUUCGUCGAACAUCUCCGAACACCCCCUCUUCCUCCUACCGGGUGCUUCGCCGAAGCCCGAGAUCCAUCGUUCAUGGCGCGACGGUGGUGGUGGCCGAAUGCGCGGCCAUCAAUGCGGGCAGUGGCCGCGAGAUUAGCUCGCGUCGGUCGGCCGGGUCUAGCUCCAUCAGGGGCGGGCGGGCGGUGAGAGGCGGAAGGAGUGGGUCUCGGAGGCGGCGCAACGAUGGAACCCUGUAGCCGCUCCGGGACGCCACUCUUCCUCCUCUAACCAUCGCCGUCGCCUCCUUCCUGCAAGCUUCGAGGCCGCACCGGCGGUUGUGGGGCUUGUGUUGUCCUUAUAGCGAAGUAUAACCCCACGACAGAUGAAGUGACUGAAUUCACCGCAAGUUCAUGUCUGACACUUCUUUACAGUAUAAAUUUCUGUUCAGUUCUUACUACUGAGGGUCUGGGGAAUACCCAAGAUGGCUUUCAUGCUGUUCAGAAGAGGAUGUCCGGGUUUCAUGCCUCUCAGUGUGGCUUCUGCACUCCUGGAAUGUGCAUGUCUAUUUUCACCUCCCUUAUCAAUGCUGACAAAUCCAAGAGGCCUGAACCACCAAAAGGGUUCUCAAAGCUAAAAGUAUCAGAAGCAGAAAAGGCUUUCUCAGGCAACCUGUGUAGAUGCACUGGUUACCGUCCAAUUGUUGAUGCCUGCAAAAGUUUUGCAUCAGAUGUUGACUUGGAGGAUUUGGGUCUUAAUAUAUUCUGGAAGAGAAGCGAUAAGAAUCCAGAUGCUAGUGAAUUGCCAAGUUACACUCUUGGUGGCGGAGUCUGCACUUUCCCAGAUUUCCUAAAAUCUGAGAUAAAAUCUUCCCUUGAUCAUUUGAAUGUUGCUUGUAUUCCCGCAUCCAGGGAGGGCUGGUAUCAUCCGAGAAGUAUCAAAGAGUACUAUGAGCUAAUAGAUUCUUGUCUAUGUAGUGACUCUGUCAAAAUGGUUGUUGGGAAUACUAGUACCGGUGUACCAGGAUACAAGGAUCAAGACCUCUACAAUAAGUAUAUUGAUAUAGGUGGCAUUCCAGAACUUUCAAAUAUUGUGAAAAGAGAGUCGGGCUUUGAAAUUGGAGCAGCUACAACAAUUUCUAGGACCAUUGAGAUACUGAUGCAAGAAUGUGAAUCUAUAUCCUCUCCAAAUGGCAGUGUGGUUUUCAGAAAACUUGCUGACCACAUGAGUAAAGUUGCCACACCAUUUGUCCGUAACACAGCUAGUAUUGGAGGAAACAUAAUCUUGGCACAAAAAUACCCAUUUCCUUCAGACAUUGCAACCAUACUUCUCGGUGCUGGCACAACUGUUUGUCUUCAGGAUGUUGCAGGACAAAGGCAAAUUACUUUGGAAGAGUUCCUAGAGCAGCCUCCUUUGGAUUCUACUACUUUACUACUGAGCAUAUUUAUUCCUCAUUGGGUUUCAGAUUAUCAGGCAGAAACAAGUUUGUUAUUUGAAACUUACCGAGCAGCACCUCGUCCUCUUGGCAAUGCUGUUUCAUAUGUAAAUUGUGCUUUCUUAGGGCUUUCUUCUGUGGAUGAACGAUCAGACACUCUUGUAUUUAGUAAUCUGCGCUUGGCUUUUGGUGCAUAUGGAACAGAACAUGCUAUUAGAGCAAAGAAGGUGGAGAAAUUCCUAACUGGUAAAUCACUCACUGCAUCGGUUGUGCUUAGAGCAGUUCAGUUACUCAGAGAAACAAUUGUACCAAUGGAGGGAACAUCACAUCCUGAAUAUAGAGUCAGUGCAGCUGUUGGAUUUCUCUUCAGUUUCCUAUCUCCGCUUGCCAAAGGUAUCCCAGAGCCUGGAAAAGCCUUGACCAGUGGUUCAUCCGAUUCAGCAGAUACAGAUGAUGUACGCAACCUGCCAUUGUCAUCACGUCGAGAAAAAAUUUCCAACAACGAUUCUAAACCAGUUGGUGAGCCGAUUAAGAAGUAUGCUGUUGAACUUCAAGCUUCUGGCGAGGCAGUUUAUGUGGAUGACAUUCCCGCUCCAAAGAAUUGCCUCUAUGGGGAAUUUAUUUACAGCACACAACCUCUUGCUUAUGUCAAGAGUAUUAAAUUCAAAUCGUCUUUAGCAUCAGAGAAGAUAAUUGAUGUUGUUUCUGCGAAGGAUAUUCCAAGUGGAGGAGAAAAUAUUGGAUCAAGCUUCAUAUGGGGGGAUGAGCCAUUGUUUGGCGAUCCAAUUGCUGAGUAUGCUGGACAAGCUCUUGGCGUUGUGAUUGCAGAAACACAGAGGUACGCUGACAUGGCAGCCAAGCAGGUUAUUAUUGAAUAUGACACAAAAGGUUUGAGUCCACCGAUCUUAACUGUGGAACAAGCAGUGGAAAACAGUAGCUAUUUCAGUGUUCCCCCAGAAUAUUAUCCUAAAGAAGUUGGUGAUGUGAUGAGGGGCAUGGCAGAAGCUGAUCACAAGAUCCCAUCAACAGAAGUAAAAUUUGCCUCUGAGUACUACUUCUACAUGGAAACACAGACAGCACUAGCAAUUCCGGAUGAGGAUAACACCUUGGUAGUCUACAGUUCGUCACAGUGCCCUGAGCUUGCGCAAACUGUCAUAGCAAGGUGCCUGGGCAUUCCAUUCAGUAAUGUGCGUGUCAUUACAAGAAGAGUUGGAGGAGGCUUUGGAGGAAAGGCAUUCAGAUCAUUCCAAGUUGCAACGGCAGCGGCACUUUGUGCAUACAAGCUACGACGUCCUGUACGGAUGUACCUUAAUCGCAACACCGAUAUGGUUAUGAUUGGUGGUCGGCACCCUGUGAAAGCUCGCUAUUCUGUUGGAUUUAAAUCUGAUGGGAAAAUUACGGCAUUGCAUCUAGAUUUAUUAAUUAAUGCUGGGAUAUCUGAAGAUGCAAGCCCCAGUAUACCACGCGUUAUUAUAUCUAGUGUCAAGAAAUACAACUGGGGUGCUCUGUCAUUUGACUUCAAGCUAUGCAAGACAAAUAAUUCAUCUAAAUCUAUAAUGCGUGCUCCAGGAGAUACACAAGGUUCUCUGAUUGCUGAUGCUAUAAUUGAACAUGUCGCGUCUGUGCUUUCACUUGAUGCUAACAGUGUGAGGGAAAAGAAUUUUCACACCUAUGAUACUCUUCAGUUGUUCUACCCAGACAGUGCAGGCGAAGCUUCUACAUACACAUUACAUUCUAUUUUUGAUAGGUUGGUCUCCACUUCAAGCUACCUCGAUCGAGCUGAAUCCAUAAAGAUGUUUAACAGUAGCAACAAGUGGCGGAAACGGGGCAUCUCUUGUGUGCCCCUCAUUUUUAGAGCUGAACCAAGGGCAGCUCCAGGACGGGUUUCUGUGCUCAAUGAUGGCUCCAUAGUGGUGGAGAUUGGAGGAAUUGAAAUUGGCCAAGGACUGUGGACAAAAGUACAGCAGACGACGGCUUUCGCUCUGGGAAAAUUAUGGCCAGAUGGGGUUGAAGGUUUUCUUGAGAGAGUGCGUGUCCUACAGGCUGACACCUUGAACUUAAUACAAGGCGGACUUACUGCUGGUAGCACUUCAUCUGAAUCUAGCUGUGCAGCAACCCUUCAGGUGUGCAAUAUGCUGGUUGACAGGUUGAAGCCAGUCCUGGAUAGGCUGCAGCAGCAAUCCGAAGAUGUCUCAUGGGAUACUUUGAUUUCUCAGGCCUCGAAAGAAAAUGUUAAUUUAUCUGCGAGUGCAUACUGGGUACCUGGCCAAGAUUCUAAUAAGUACCUGAACUAUGGAGCUGGUAUAAGUGAGGUGGAGAUUGAUCUUCUUACAGGAGCAAUUACUUUACUAAGGGGCGAUCUUGUGUAUGACUGUGGGAAGAGCUUGAACCCUGCAGUGGACUUAGGCCAGAUUGAAGGUUCCUUUAUACAGGGAAUCGGCUUCUUCAUAUAUGAAGAAUAUGUUACGAACAGUGACGGCUUGAUGAUUAGCAACAGCACAUGGGACUACAAGAUCCCAAGCGUCGACAUAAUCCCAAAGCAGUUUAAUGCCGAGGUUCUGAACACUGGAUAUCAUAAGAACCGUGUGCUUUCUUCAAAAGCUUCUGGUGAACCUGCCUUGAUUGCUGCCUCAUCGGUUCAUUGUGCACUGAGGGAAGCUAUCAGAGCAGCGAGAAGGGAGUUUGCAAACAGCACUGGAUCCGGAAGCUCACCUCUGGAAUUCCAGAUGGAUGUCCCUGCGCCAAUGACACUGGUGAAAGAACUAUGUGGUUUCGAUAUUGUGGAUAAAUACUUGGAAAGUCUAUCUAAUUAUGAGCGUGCAGCUGGGGCAUAAUCUACACUCCUGUUAUCUCAUAGAAAGGAGUGUUAUCAUCCUUUCCUAUGUUGCUUACAAUAAAGGGGUGGUCAACUAGGCACAAGUAUUUGAAUGCUUUAAACAAUGUACAAGGUUCUGCGCCUGUGCCUUCAUGCUAUCUCCAAUUCAAACCAUCUAUAUUCAUAUAUCCUUAUUUGCUAUUAUGAUGUUCCAGGCUGAUCUUAUAAAUUAAAA
Setaria italica (foxtail millet) is the source of this 4465-nucleotide messenger RNA. RefSeq names its product putative aldehyde oxidase-like protein. The record is from RefSeq and is a predicted model, not a curated record. Bases 491 to 4249 code for a protein of 1252 amino acids. Lineage: Eukaryota; Viridiplantae; Streptophyta; Magnoliopsida; Poales; Poaceae. Gene Ontology annotation, molecular function: FAD binding; 2 iron, 2 sulfur cluster binding; oxidoreductase activity. The transcript has 10 exons.